This is a messenger RNA of Saxophila tyrrhenica, 1023 nucleotides long. RefSeq lists its product as uncharacterized. Bases 1 to 1023 code for a protein of 340 amino acids. Lineage: Eukaryota; Fungi; Ascomycota; Dothideomycetes; Mycosphaerellales; Extremaceae. The record is from RefSeq and is a predicted model, not a curated record. The transcript has 2 exons.
AUGUCUGCGGCACCAGCCUCAAACAUACCGCCUUCGUCCUCGACAGUCAGCGUUUCCAUCAUCGAUACAACAUCCAGCAUCAAGGGCGUCGACACCUGGAAGUUCCUCUCGCCGUCCAUCAAAGGCCAUGAUUACCUCUCAACAUUGGCAUUCAGUUUCUUCAUCGAGCACUCGGCUUCCAAACGGAAACUAAUGUUCGACCUGGGCAUCCGUAAAGACUGGCAAAACUCCUCGCCGUUCUUGAUCGGCCGUUUCAAAAUGGGAGGCUAUGAGCUCACAGUCAAAAAGUCAGUGCGUGAAAUUCUCGAGGCCGAAGGGAUAGAUGGACGAGACAUUGAGGCAGUCAUCUGGAGCCACUGGCACUUCGAUCACACGGGGAAUCCGGACGAGUUCGAGAAGUCGACUACCUUGAUUGUUGGACCAGGUUUCAGCAGCCACAAGCUUCCUGGCUAUCCCAAGGACCCAAAUUCGUCAAUCCUCGAGUCUGAUUAUGCUGGUCGGGAGCUCAAGGAAAUCGACUUCAGCGGUAGUGACCUCAAAAUCGGCAAGCUAGAUGCCUAUGAUUACUUCAACGACGGCUCCUUCUAUCUGCUAAACUCGCCUGGUCACGCCAUCGGCCACCUAUGCGCACUCGCUCGAGUGACAAGCUCUCCUGACAGCUUCAUUCUGAUGGGCGGUGAUGCGUUUCACCAUGCCGGCGAACUGAGACCAUCACCGUAUCUGCCGCUUCCGGCAGACAUCACUCCACACCCGUUCCAGGGAUGCAGCAGCUGUCCAGGAGAGAUGUUUGAGUCAUUGUUGCCGGAAAAAGACUCUACCAAACCCUUCUACAUACCUUCUCCGCAGCAGAAGGUGCCGAUGCAUCUGGAUCCGGACGAGGCUGUCAGGACGAUCCAGAAGUUGCAGGAGAUGGAUGUGAGGGAAGAUAUAUUGAUGGCAGCUGCGCACGACGACAGUCUGUACGGCAUCAUCGACCUCUUUCCAAAGACAGCAAACAAUUUUGUGAAAGAGGGGGAGAACUGA